AUGAUGUUGGCGACGUCCAUCUUAUUGAUGAUACUCUUGUUUGACUGUGAAGCAGUACAGUUGAGAAAGAAAAACUUCAUGCUAAGAGACAGCGAGGACGUGGCAGACGACGACCAUUCAAGUCUCGAAGUUGCACCAAGCAGGAAGAUGAGCUACUCGACGGAUUUUUCUCGUAAGUUAUUUUUGAGCACGAUUGACGCCUACAACAAGGAUAUUGGAAGUGAGACAGCCACAAAAAAUGAUUUUCACUUUCAAAUUAACGUUGGAAAUAUCGAAGCAACGCAGGCAUCUGACAUCAAUAAUGCCUUCAAAGCAAUCGAUCCAAUGAUCAUUAUCUUUAGUAACGUGGUAACCGACGGCAGGCAGGACAGCGUGCAGAACAAGUACGAUUGCGCUUGCGUAUUACGUCGCAUGUACCAUAAGAGAAAUAACGAUAUAGAACAGCGUUCUCAGCUUGUGGGUCGCAACCAAACUGGAGGUCGACCUUCUUUCGUUGAUUGGACUCAGCAGAUGCGACCCAAAUUAAGACGCAAGAGAUCUGAAUACAGGCCAGCCUCUUGCACUUGCACCUGCGAAACAAAGGUGGUGAAAAGUUCGGGACAGACGGCUGUCCAGCAUGACAACUACCCAGACCACGACUUGGAUAAGCAUGAUUAUUCAAGCUUUUAUAAUAAGUCCGAUGACGAUGUUCACUGGAAUGACCUGCCGGUGGAAAACUGCUACCGCCGAUCAUGCAAAACAAACGCCAAUUGUUGCCGUGAUUCUUCGAAGUGUGACAAAUCGUCGAAGACAUGCAGAGACUGCUGGAAUGGACAAACUUGUAGAAAAGACAUAGACUGCUGUGCCAAGUAUCCAAUUUGUCAGUUGGAGCACGGCAUAAGUUUCGAAGGCAAAUGCGUAGGCAACUAAUGAAUCAUAUCGAACAUGCCUGCCCAGACUUGAAAGAGCUAAACGGUUUUUAAGUAUUUAAUCAGUGGUACGAGUGUUUGGUGUUUUUAAACAUACAAUCUUUUUAAACAUACAAUCAUUUUAAUAUUUCCAGCAAUUUACUUGCAUCAUAUAUAUAUAUAUAUAUAUAUAUAUAUAUAUAUAUAUAUAUAUAUAUAUAUAUAUAUAUA
Helobdella robusta is the source of this 1118-nucleotide messenger RNA. RefSeq lists its product as hypothetical. The transcript is spliced from 8 exons. Lineage: Eukaryota; Metazoa; Annelida; Clitellata; Rhynchobdellida; Glossiphoniidae. The coding region runs from base 1 to 909 and encodes 302 amino acids. The record is from RefSeq and is a predicted model, not a curated record.